Molecule: messenger RNA, 1278 nt
Organism: Rasamsonia emersonii CBS 393.64
Lineage: Eukaryota; Fungi; Ascomycota; Eurotiomycetes; Eurotiales; Trichocomaceae
Product: Uracil-DNA glycosylase
Exons: 3
Coding region: 1-1278 (425 amino acids)
Biological process (GO): base-excision repair; base-excision repair, AP site formation via deaminated base removal
Cellular component (GO): mitochondrion; nucleus
Molecular function (GO): uracil DNA N-glycosylase activity
Source: RefSeq, a predicted model, not a curated record
AUGCUCUAUUCCUGUUGCCAUCCACACCGUCUCCUAUCUGCGCUGCAAAAGACCACCAGACUCUCAUCCCAUCUUGUUCUCUCCGUCCCUUGUCUUUCCAACAUGGCAAUCAGCACACCCCUCAAACGCGAUGCCAGCCACCUGUCCGGUCCGGCAGUCGACAACAAGAAGCCCAAGGCCAACGGCAGCAUUACCUCGUUUUUUGGAGUCCCGAAACCAAAAGCUGAUGCUGCAGCGUCUACUCCUUCAUCAAAGUUCAAUAAGGAGAAGUGGGUGGCCUCUUUAACUGAAGAACAGAAGGACUUGCUCAAGUUGGAGAUUGAGACUCUCCAUGAGAGCUGGCUGGCUCACCUCAAAGAUGAGAUUGUGACUCCGGAAUUCCUGUCCCUCAAGCGCUUCCUCAAGAAGGAGAAGGAGUCGGGAGUGACCAUCUUUCCUCCAGAAAGUGAAAUCUAUUCUUGGUCUCGACACACGCCGCUCCAUACUGUCAAGGCGGUGAUUAUUGGGCAGGAUCCAUACCACAAUUACAAUCAAGCCCAUGGUCUCUGCUUCUCAGUGCGACCUCCAACGCGAGCUCCACCUUCCCUCCAGAAUAUCUACAUUGCCCUCAAGAAUGAUUAUCCGUCCUUUGAGCCUCCUCCCAACGGAGGCGGACUUCUGACGCCCUGGGCAGAACGUGGCGUUCUGAUGCUCAAUACAUGCUUGACAGUUCGUGCCCACGCUGCCAAUAGCCAUUCCGGAAAGGGCUGGGAACGAUUUACCCAGAAAGCUAUCGAUACUGUGGCCAGAGUCCGCACCCAUGGCGUAGUCUUUUUGGCAUGGGGCACUCCGGCUGGAAAACGGGUUUCAGGCAUCAACAGAGAAAGACACUGCGUUCUACAGUCUGUUCAUCCCAGUCCGCUCAGUGCACGCAAUGGAUUUUUUACCUGUGGCCAUUUCAAGAAAUGCAACGAGUGGCUUGCAGAACGGUAUGGAGAAGAGGGCAGAAUUGAUUGGAGUCUGACACCGAACAAAUCGGUGCUGAGUCCAACCGCCGCAACUGCUGAGAAGGACAUGUCCGUCUCUGCCAAUGGCCAGAAAGACCAGUCUUCAUCUGGCACUGAUAAGACCAACGGCCAAGCAGCUUCGACAAACGCGGACAAAAAUGAUCCCGUGUCUGAUGAAGAAGACCUUGAUGCCAUUGAAGCCUUGGUUGCAGCGGAAGAAAGCCUGAAAAGCAAGAAUGACGAUUCCCUGGAUAAACCCAAGGAAACAGAGUCUGAAUCCGAAAAGAAGUGA